Molecule: messenger RNA, 2247 nt
Organism: Passer domesticus (house sparrow)
Lineage: Eukaryota; Metazoa; Chordata; Aves; Passeriformes; Passeridae
Exons: 14
Coding region: 205-2247 (680 amino acids)
Cellular component (GO): cytoplasm
Source: RefSeq, a predicted model, not a curated record
UGUGACACCCCACUGCUGCCCCUGUGGUCAGUGUCCAGCUGGACAGGGAGAGAAGAGGAUAGUUUGGGAAUACAGAGCUGGCCAGGAGCCUCUACACACAAGCUCCAGAGUUUCCCUGCUUCUUCAGCAGCCCCGUGGUGCUGAGGAUUUUCCCAAACGAUUCUUAUUUCCCUUUUCUCCGCUACCAGCCUUUUCUAUCAAAUCAUGGAGAAGAGAGCCCCGAGGCAGCCCAGGGUGGCCUGGGAGGAGGACGGGGCUCCCCAGGAAAGCAGCUCCCCAGUGGAGCCCUACGAGGUGACAAUGGUGCAGCCCCUGCAGACGGGUGCUGCUGGGUUAGCUGUGUGUGAGGAGGAGCAGGAAGCCAUGGCAUUCAUCCAGGCCUUUGUCAGGCUCUCUUGCCCGAUGCAGGAUGACAAGCUGCAGUUCCUGGAGAGCAUCCGCAGCCUGUGCAGCAGUGCCACGAACCGUGGCUCGUUAGCAGGCCUGGAGUGCUUCUGCCGCAGACAUGGGCUGGCAGAGAAGAUCGAGGCGCUGCUGAGCGAGGAGCCCCAGAAGCAGAUGCGCACAGAGCUGCAGCUGCUUGCCAUGCUGGCCAUCACCCAACUGAGGUACCUGCUUGUGCCUCUGAGGGACGCUCUGUGUCCACCUGCACAAGGCCCUGAGAUGCUGCUGCCAUCAGCAGUAUCCAACUGGAACCUCUCUCUCUGCAGCUCUGUGCUGCCCGAGCUGCUGGACAACACACAGCUGAUCAGCUCCUCCUUUCAGAGUGUUCUUCUUCUUCCUCCAGAAGAGGAAAUGACGGGCCUGGAGGCUUCCCUCUACACUCAGACCGUGGAUGCCAUGGACAUCCUGCUGAAGGCUGUGGUGCUCAAAUCUGGCGAGGUGCUGCAGGACGUCUUGGAGGUGCUGCUCACCUUCACCAGCUCUGAGAGAGCCGUUGUGCGGGAGAGGGCCUUGCAGAGGAUUUGCAGCCUGAGCCAUUGGCUGGCCAGCUGUUCCACUCUGGAGACUGGUCAAAAUGAGGAAAGAGAUGAUGCCUGUGGACAGAUCCAGAUCCCAGUCCUUGGGAAGGUGUUUGGAUGUCUCAUCCUCAUGGCAUUUGAGGAAGAAAAGACCAACCAUGUGGCUCUGGAUGCUCUCUACGCCCUCCUCAAUUUCAUCUCUCAGCAGCAACGUGUGACACUGCCAGAGGACAAUGCACAGCUCCAAGCACACUGGGAAGAUGGGAUCAGCUCCUCACUUCAUUCUCCCAAUGCCAAGGACUUCAUCGAGGCUGUUGGAAAAUACCUGGGACCUUCUGAGAGGACACACAUCAUCCUCUCAACCAUUACGAUGUUCCGCUACUCAUCUCCCUGCAAUCAUCAGGUGGCUCUCAGCAUGCUGGAGGUGAUUGGGAGAGAGCCUGACUGGUGGCUGACGGAUGUGCCAAAAAUCGUGAGCCACAUCUACCACACUGGGGUGGUCACAGACAUCCAAGUCCAGCACAGCCUGCACUGCCUGCUUCUCUUGGUGGCUGACAGGAGUCCUGGGCAGGUGGUCACAACACUGCUGCAGAUCGCCCCACGAGGAGAUAGGAAUGCCCUCAGUUUGUGGGAGGUGAUGUUCUCGGUGCCCCAGACGGUAGAGAAGGUCUUGAAGGAGCUUCGUGUCCAACUCCAGGACCUGAAGAAUGGCAUUUUCCGGACAUUGGCUGAAAACGACUGCCUCUCUUACUUGGCUCUGCUGGCCUCCGAAGAUGUGCAAGAGGAGGAAUUCGCUCCAUUGUACAAAACCUGCAGGUUUCUGCUGUAUUCAGCCAACAGCACAGACAGAGAGAUAACCUCCCUGCUGCUCAGGGCCCUCAUCACACUGUCCAACAGAGAGGACAGGGCGAGAAAAAUGAAGGUGCUGCUGCCAGACCUGAUGAACCUGUUGCGGCAGAACUGCACGUCUCUGGUGAUGAUGGCCCUGAUGGUCCUCCAGAACAUGAUGAAGUGCUUGAAGAGGACCGAGGCCAGUUCCAUUGCUGCGGAUGUGGCGAGGAUACUCUGGUACCACUUUGAUGAGGAGGAAAGCUGGGUGCGGGAGAGCUGCAUCAGCUCCUUCAGAGACCUGGUGAGGACAGUGGUGGGGAAGGAGAAGAAGUGGAUGAAGAACUUCGUGCACACUGUCCUGGCCCCGCUCAUCCUUCACAUGAACGACGAGGCCCCCAAAGUGGGCCAGGUACUGAUGUCAAGGAUGAGCAGUGACACAGAGAGGGGUGGCUGA